Molecule: messenger RNA, 934 nt
Organism: Aspergillus fijiensis CBS 313.89
Lineage: Eukaryota; Fungi; Ascomycota; Eurotiomycetes; Eurotiales; Aspergillaceae
Exons: 1
Coding region: 8-493 (161 amino acids)
Source: RefSeq, a predicted model, not a curated record
UUGAAACAUGGAGAGAGAUCAAAUUAAAGAAGUGGAAUCAUCGAACCUAGAGCGCCGUCUACUUGUACUGUAUGCCUGGGUCAACAGGAUGGCAAAAUCAGAGGUCAUUGUACAUUGGGAUUUCUCCAAGCUGACCAUAGUCACAGGGGUGACGGAAUUGCCAGGAGAAGAUCGGGGUCGACCAGCACUGUGCUCUGGGAGAUGUCUGUGGACCAACCAGAGGUAUACCCUCAUGUUCGGUCACCUAAUAGGCAUGAAUGUCUGCCUGGACAGUGCGAUGUACCUGGCAGGAUGCACUUUCAUGAAUGGAUAUAGGCUCGCAUGGACGCGUCAGGCGAGCCUAAACGGACUUGCCCCGCUCGCGGUAUACCAUGUUGCCAGGCGGCUUUCGAUCCGUAAUGGACAGCAUGGAUAUGGACGCACGGGGCGUUGCGAACACCGAGGUACAGACCAAAAGCGUGCUAAUCAUGAAUGCACAACUCGGCCUAUCUGAGUUGCAUCAACAAGGAAGUUCUCAGCUAUUUGUUGCGACCGGAUGUGGGUGUUCAUCGGCCCAUCCCGUAUACCCAGAAGCUGGAAGGCUUCGGGACAAAAUUGUACUACCAAACGCGGUCAGUUCAUGAGGACAAACAGGAUAUACACGAAUCAGCGCGACUCAGACACUGGUAUCUGUCAAUUGUACCCGGAUUGAGUUGAUAGUGCUCGAUGAGCCGUGAAUGACGCAUCCCUCAAAGUGGAGUUUGUCGAUAAUAUCAUCAUGGAUGAUGUAUGUGCAGUAGUGUACUAACAUGUAGGGUAAAUAGUCGAUAAGCGACUCGCAGUAUGGAAAGAAGAGGUUCUUUUUAUGGUAUGGUAGGAGGGGUAAAGGUAAGCACAGUGGUGGUACGGGCAGGGCAGGGCAGUACAUGUCUAAAGUCCGACAUGCUUAACUUAG